UUUCUCUCGGUGCUGUAUGGUUCACGGCUCGAAUUACACACGACGGGUUUUUCUUCUUCUCCUGCAGCUUUCCUGCUGCUCUCCCAGCCACAAUGUGUGCGGAUCGCACGGCUCCGUAGCUCAGCCCGUCGUUAAGGCUCGUAUUCAGUGGGAGUUUGUGGACCGAGAGCGAGCGGUCGUUGUUUUUCUCCGGCACGUCUUCCUGGGAAGAGGCGAUGGACUUGCACAUUCUAGACCACAGACUGAGGGUGACCAGUAUCAGCAAAAGUGGGCUGCAAAAUUACACCCACCCUCUAAUAAAAUUGAUAUUUCUAAGGAACAGGACGAGAUGUAAAUUCUUCAGUCUGACAGAGACUCCAGAAAAUUACACAGUUGUUCUUGAUGAAGAAGGAUUUAAAGAGCUGCAACCAUCUGAGCACCUGCAGGUAGAAUGCUCUACCUGGCUGCCCCUCAACGUCAUCUCCAAUGGAAACACAUCCAGCAGCUCCCAGGCCGUGGGCGUGACCAAAAUCGCCAAGUCCGUCAUUGCCCCGUUGGCCGAGCAGCAUGUGUCGGUCUUCAUGCUCUCCACCUAUCAAACGGACUUUAUCCUGGUGCGAGAGAAAGACCUGUCGGUGGUGAUCCACACGCUGGCAGAAGAGUUUAAUAUUUUCCGGGAGGUGGACGGGGAAUCUGUGCCUGUACACAGUCAGGAUACAUGCAACGGCCUCCAGAGGAACGGAAAAGAAGCCCCUCAUUCCACAGUGCACCCAGUGAUGAUCCCCAAGAAUCAGUUCUGUGUGAUGAGUUUGGACCCUGACACUCUGCCGGGCAUCGCCACUACGCUCAUCGACGUCCUCUUCUACUCCAACAGUCCUAAGGAGGAUGCCGCUGUGGCUGACGAUCUGGAGUGCAUUAAGUUCUUCUCUUUCUCCCUGAUCGAUGGCUACGUCUCCUUGGUGAUGGAUACGGAAGCUCAGAGACAAUUUCCUGCAGAUUUGCUCUUCACUAGCUCUUCUGGUGAGCUCUGGAGGAUGGUUAGAAUCGGGGGCCACCCGCUGGGCUUCGAUGAAUGUGGGAUUGUAGCACAGAUCUCUCAGCCACUAGCAGACAGUGACAUCUCAGCCUAUUACAUCAGCACAUUCAGCUUCGACCAUGCCCUGGUCCCAGAAGAGGACAUAGGGAGCGUUACAGACAUGCUUCAAGAUCAGAGAAAAGACGUCAGAUGCUGAACUGACCACGAGAUGACAGAGUGGACCGUAGCGUGUGUGUGUGUGUGCGACUAACACUACAACCAGAAGUAUUAACCACUGUUCAUGUUGCCAUUUCCACCAAAAGUGCUUCCACGAUAAUGCGUCUAGACUAGGACUGGCUCACAAGAGACGAGCUCAAGGUCACGUCCUCACAGAAAGCUUUGAAAUGCAGUUUCCAUCCUGGAACUUUGGCGCUCUUAUUGCUCAUCAAAGUGGCGCUUUGUUGUCUUGAUUAAUAGGACUGUAAUACGUCUCUUAGAACGAGAGUUGAGGUUUUUCGACUGAGUGGGAGGUGCUAAUGGCUUUCAGUCCUUACUUUUUUUUUAACGAGUAAGUGACGUUAGUAUGCAAAUAACGCUGCAUCUUCAGAUCUUUUGACGUGGAACCUGAGGUGCCCUGACGUUUAGCUUUAGCGUGUCCAAUUUUUUCCAGGUGGGUUUUUUUGGUAGCACAGAAAACACUAUCAGUGUUAUAUCCGUCUUCCAGUAUUGUCAUAAUAAGAGAUAUUUUUGUAUGCCAAACUUGUUUAGGGUUAAACAUUUGAUUUGAGAUGUAGCAUUAAACUGACUCCCCUAAGAAAAGGUUUCUUUGGAUAGUCAUUCAUAGAAGACCAGUUACUGAGACCCUAUUUUGGCCCAGAAAUGGGUAUUUCUUUUGGUAAACAUGUCAAAUGUCUUGGUGAAUACUUCAGUCUUGCCAUGUGUGACAAUCUUGUUUCCACAUGUUUUACUAGAAUCUGUGAAUAUAGUUCAUUGACAGUAUAAUGGUUUGAGGGAGUAUGUGAUUAUUAAGGUCCUCAGUUACUGCUCAGUUAAUUUCUGUUCCUCGAUCAGGGUUUUUUUGAGGACGCAGUUUGCUAACAAACCUUUUGAGUCUAUAUUUGUUUGGACUGGGCAACAGCUCAGCUGUUCCACUAUUGACUGAUAGAUAGGAGAGUUGCCUUUCUGCCUUUGAUGGCUCAAAUUGUUAAUCGGCCUCAAUGUGGCCUUCAGUGUGUUGUGUUCAGUUGUAACUGAUCAGAAUCAGCUGUUUGAUUUGGCUUCCGUAGAUUUGCCAGGAUUUUGUUGUAUCAGACAAAUAAAUCACUGUUGUCAUAUCAAAA
This is a messenger RNA of Colossoma macropomum (tambaqui), 2334 nucleotides long. RefSeq names its product cytosolic arginine sensor for mTORC1 subunit 1 (gene castor1). The transcript has 9 exons. The coding region runs from base 216 to 1211 and encodes 331 amino acids. Gene Ontology annotation, cellular component: cytosol. Gene Ontology annotation, biological process: cellular response to L-arginine; negative regulation of TORC1 signaling. NCBI's taxonomy places the organism in Eukaryota, Metazoa, Chordata, Actinopteri, Characiformes, Serrasalmidae. The record is from RefSeq and is a predicted model, not a curated record. Gene Ontology annotation, molecular function: arginine binding.